Exophiala oligosperma is the source of this 1566-nucleotide messenger RNA. RefSeq lists its product as uncharacterized. NCBI's taxonomy places the organism in Eukaryota, Fungi, Ascomycota, Eurotiomycetes, Chaetothyriales, Herpotrichiellaceae. The transcript has 2 exons. The record is from RefSeq and is a predicted model, not a curated record. Bases 139 to 1359 code for a protein of 406 amino acids.
GAAAUGAAAGCCUUUAAAUUGGCUCAUUCAAUCAAUCCUGUAACUAGUCGCUGAAUUAAGUGGCCUGAAAGUGAGAGUCUGUAGCAUCUGCUGAAACGUAUUUUUUUCCCUUCAGCUCUUUACUACCGACUACUCAUCAUGCCUGAAAUCACAUCCCGCAGUGGGCCGGUCGACGACCCAUUUCGUCCCAGUUUGCAUGUAUCGACACCCUUGAGUCCUGGUCGAAACAUUGUCCCUCCAGACUCUUCCACAUCACCCAGUGGCUUCGGCCAGGUCAUUUUCCAGCCUACAAUAAACGAUGCGGCAAGCCCUAGUUCUUGCUACCCUCAUGCCGACCACCACCGAGCUGAACGGUGCGAUAGCAUACACCGCGCUCAAGCAGAAGCGUAUUAUGACAGUCGCGCUGCCACGAAAAAGGAAUUUCGUCGACGAGCUAGUACCCUUCAAGAAUACUACAAGCAGAAUCCACAUCUACUUCCGCAGUUACCGUUCACUUGGCGUCACGGUGGCCGGCGUUUCAGACUCUCCGCCAUCGUCCUCGUGAUGUGGAUUGAUGCAUGUAUUGUGCCUAUUGCCCUUUACUACGGACUUUAUUAUGGCGGCGACGUCCAAAACUGGAUCACCUUCGCCGUCGUCACAACAGUUUGGGGAGGUCCCACAUAUCUCGAGUUUGCCAUCCGGAGUUUGAGCCUUAUCAAGAAGGAGAGCUUCUACCGGCCACUAGGGACAAACAGUCGCUGGUGCUUCGAUGUGGUCACAUGGGCAUCAGUGGUCUCCAUAACCGCGGUCACAGCACUAUUCAUUAUUGGAAGCGCUCCACACAUCGUCUGGCUAAGGGUUCUUUGCAUGCCUGCGCCGUCCUUGUUAUACACCUUAGGUGGCGUUUCGGGCCUGCUCACCUUUUAUAAUGUGCAUCAUUGGAAAGCGCCGUUCCGCCUCAGUUCUACAGGCAAGGGGGAGCCGGUGAAGCCUGGUGUAUACUACUUCAUCGAAGAUGUAGUAGCAGUCAACGCCAACGCGGGAAGACCAUAUCGAGAAGCACUUGCGGCCCGUUACGACGCAAGCCCACGAUUCCGCCAAAUGAUGUAUAACCAAUCCCUCUUCUGGUCUAUCCCGGCUCUAAUAAUUGCUACGCCACUCACAGUAAUUGCUGUGGUACACUCGAUACCCGCAACAGUGGCGUAUGGCAUCUGUUGGGCUGUGCCUUUCCUUUGGGCUACCGUUUGGGCGUGCAUCAGUGUACAUUGGGUUCGAAGCGACAUGCGCAGAGAAAGACGAGAAUGGGAAACCCACGAAGGUUUCGUGCUGCCUGCUACCGAAGAGGAUCAGAAAUGCCAAACUCAUGAGAUCGAAGCAUAAACCAGCCACGUCAGGAAUACAAAAGAUAUAAUGAGCUAGCUAUGGCCAUUGUCUUAUCCAAAAUGGUUUGAACAACAAGCGGUUGUAAAAUGAGUGAUCGUAGAUGGCUGUCAAGAAUUAUGCAAGGGAAGCUCCGUGCUGUCGAUCGUACUUAUUUGUAUUAAUGUUACCUUCACUACCAUCCGGGAGUCUUGUUGCAAGAUCGUU